UGAUUUUUAUUUUCAAUUCGGUAAGCGGCAAUUUGUCAUCUGUCAAUAAUACAGUGAAUUAAACAGAAAGUAAAAUUAUUGCAUAUUUACCGUCUGGUAUAUACAAGUAUUAUUUACUUAGUGUAAUAAAAAAUUGUCAGCAGUUCACAUUGGAAAUAUGAAAAAAGAAAAUUUCCAUAUUGGUGAUAAGGUAUUCGCAAAAGUAAAAGGUUAUCCACCAUGGCCUGCAAUGAUUUUGGAAGAAAAUGGGAAGAAAUUCAAAGUUAAAUUUUAUGGAACAGGAGAAAUAGGCCAAAUCAAGAAAGAGGAUUUGUUUUAUUACAACCGAAAUAAAAAUAAAUUGUUGAAACCAUCAAAACGCAAGGAUUUCAACGAUUCAGUAGCAGAAAUUGAAGAAGCUAUUUUAGAAGCUGGAACUGAUGGUGACCCAAACUACGGUAUUGAACAAGGUAAUGAGUCAGUUCUAAGUGAUAAUUCGUCUAUUGUCGAUUCUGAAAGAAGUUUUUCGAAAAAACGCAAAAGGUCCCUUUCAGCAGUAAAGUCAGAAGAUAGUCCGUUGAAUAAAAUAAAGAUGAGGAAAUUAGUAAGUGCCCGAUCCAAUAAUGCCAGCCCGAUACAAGAGGAAAAUAAUUGUAUUAUAGCAGAUUCAGAACAUCCUGAAAAUACUGUUUUGGCAGUUGAUUUGCCACAAAACAGCUCAGAAUCACAUACUACAGAAGAAGAGAAAUCAGCUAGUGGAAUUGAAUCCAAUAAUGAGAGUCCAGAGGUAGAGGAUGAGAGUGAUAUCACAGUAAAGACAGAAACUACUGAAACAACAACAGAUUCUACAGCCAAAAAAGCUGAUACCAAAAAUGAGGAAACUACAGAUUCUACCAAGACGGUGGAGAAAAUAAAAAAAGAUUCUCUAGAAAAUGAUAUUUUGUAUGAAGAAGCACUUGAAGAAACUCAGCAUGCAGGUAGACCUGAAUUUGAAGAUUUUGUUCUGGAAAAAGAGUUAGAAGCAUUUAUAGCUUAUGGGGAUUAUGUGGAAAAACACAAAGAUAUUUAUAUAAAAAUGUCUGUUGAGAAACGAAAUUGUUCAAAACUUCAGGUUUUGCCCAUAUUUAUAGAAAACAAAUGUAUAGGAAUUAAACUUUAUGUUAAUUCAUCUUUAGAUACGUUUUCAAAUGAAUACGAAAGAGCAGUAUUUGACAAGGAAAUAUCUGAAAAAGUAAUUAAUUUGAAGAAUUCAUUCAAACUCGAUAAUUUGAAAGAAUCACCAGAAUUGUAUUAUGAAGACCUGAAAGAAACUAAUGAGGAAGAUUUAAAAAAUUUCUGGCAAAAAAAAAUCAUGAGAUUCAGAGAAGAUACACUAGAGAAAUUGAAGAUUGAAAGUAAACUGUUAGAAAUAGAUUCAAAAAUUAAAAGCAGCUUAAAUUUAGAUGAAGCUGAUCCUAAAGAAGCCAUUUCUCUUCUAGAUGAAAUGCUCAAAAUGGAUAUACUUCCAGUUAUGUUGAUGAAACAUGCCCAUGUAGUGGACAUGGUGAGAAGGCUGAAAAAAUAUGUCGGUAAUUUAGAAAGCUGGGAUUUUACGGAAGAUGAAACAAACACAUUUAAAAGGUAUGCAGAAAAAAUAAGAGGCUCAGCAUUAAAACUGCAUGUGAAAUUCAUGAGAAUAAUAGGUAGACCACAAUAUGAAGAGUCAUUCUGGGACCAUUUCAAUGACAUCACUACAAAUUUUCGUGAAAAAACUAAAGAUCUUGAUGAAAUGGAAUUUUAUUUAUUAACUAGUUGGCCCUACUCAAGAGACAACUUCUUAAAAAAUUAUUUCAUAAAAGAUAUAUCUUUUACUCUGCCUUCUCAAAUUGACGCAAUUGGUAGUAAUGAUGUUUGAUAUAUAAAUUUGUACUUAUUAUUUUUUUUUUGAGACUUUCUUAAUUUUGUUCUAUAAAUACUAUAAGAUCGUUUGCGAAAGAAUUGUAUGAAUGUUUGUGAAUAAGAUGUAGGAUGUUAUUUUUAUAAGUUUAAUUAUAUUUUCACAUAAAGUGAUACCAAUA
Molecule: messenger RNA, 2036 nt
Organism: Harmonia axyridis
Lineage: Eukaryota; Metazoa; Arthropoda; Insecta; Coleoptera; Coccinellidae
Product: hepatoma-derived growth factor-related protein 2-like
Exons: 1
Coding region: 158-1873 (571 amino acids)
Biological process (GO): regulation of transcription by RNA polymerase II
Cellular component (GO): nucleus
Molecular function (GO): double-stranded DNA binding; transcription coregulator activity
Source: RefSeq, a predicted model, not a curated record